AUGCCUACCACGGAACCACAACCACACGACAGCCAACGCGACGACAACGCGCGUCAUCCCCGUAUCGCCAGUCUCGACUACCUCGACUGCCUUCGCCGCGUGAACAGCACAGCUGCCGGUCGUGGCAAGAGAAAUGGCAGCCGCAACGGCAGCGGCAGCGGCAGCAACAGCGACAGCGGCAGCAGCGACGUCUCCAGCCCACCGAGCCCAACGCCCGCAACCCGCCGACCUGUAGGACGAAAGCAGCGGCAACAACAACAACAACAACAACAACAACAGGGCUGGUCGAGCGACGACGCCCUUCCAUCAAGAAGAAGAGGGAGGGCCGAGUCCAAGUACGGACUCAUCACCCUCUAUCCUCUAGUUCCCAGGAAACCGUCCAUGUCGCCGUCGUGCCGGAAACCGGUCCCGCUGACCCCUACAGCCGUCGACUGGUCGCGUGUCCCUGGUCGUGGGGACGGGCGUGAGGACAGCGACGACGACUACGCCGACGACUGGGAUGACGACGACGACGACGUCCGCAAGAACAGAGACGAAACGGCGCAAGGGUCACCGCACACGCAGUCGACGGUGGCGGUGCCACGUCCUUCGGCCCCGGCUUCAUUUCCUCCUCUUGGACCCUCCUACUUUUGCGUUCCUCCUUCUCCUCCUCAUCCUCGCAUUCCAUGGGACUGGUGGUACCAGGAGAUAUAUGACGUGGUGGGGAGAAGGAAGAGGACGAGGCCCGAUGACAUGGAGUGGACGAUGUUGCCGAAGACGUCGUUGGGUGAAGGUGUUGGGAAGAGUAGGAAGAAGCGGCCAGCGCCAUUGCGGUUGGCGGCGCGAAUUGAAGACUGGGCCAUCGUGGCCUCGAAGGAGAAGAUAAGGGAUGACGAGGCAAAGGAUGAGAAGGCAAAGGACGAGAAGGAGACGGAUGAGGAGGAGGAGAGUGACGAAGAUGAGGACGAGGAUGAUUUUAAGGAUGAGGAUGAUUUUAAGGAUGAGGAUGAUUUUAAGGAUGAGGAUGAUUUUGAGGAUGAGGAUGAUUUUAAGGAUGAGGAUGAUUUUGAGGAUGAAGAUGACUACGAGGAAGACAACGGAAACGAGUCGGAUGAGUACGUCAACGUGGAGAGGCAGUCGUCAGUCUCUUUCGAGACUAACAAGACGAACGAGGAGGAGUGCCGGGGGAAAAAUGACUUCCUAGUGAAGAAGUUUGCCGACAUGGUGUUUGAUACGGCGAAGGCUCGGAUCAGCGAGACAGCAGGGUUGGUACAGGCAGGAUGGACCUCGCUAAAGAAGGUGAAGGGAAAUAGGCUGGGGGCGAAUACUGGAUCUUGGCAGACGAAGGCGGAGCCGGGUGGUGGUAACAACAAGGGAAUGGACGAGGCUGACACGGAGACCUUCGUCGAGUUGCAGCCGAUUGUUGUAGAGGAAAGCAGCGACGGCGACCGCCGCCAGACUAGGCAAAACACUGCUGCCUGA
Diplodia corticola is the source of this 1461-nucleotide messenger RNA. RefSeq lists its product as uncharacterized. The record is from RefSeq and is a predicted model, not a curated record. The coding region runs from base 1 to 1461 and encodes 486 amino acids. The transcript has a single exon. NCBI's taxonomy places the organism in Eukaryota, Fungi, Ascomycota, Dothideomycetes, Botryosphaeriales, Botryosphaeriaceae.